AUGUUAGGAGCUGUAGUUCCUGAGCUUCCCCAGUUUGGUGCCUUCGUGUCUGUCUUAGGAGUUGUAAUGUUGGAAUCCAGGGCCUCGCCUCCAUGUGUUGGAGAUUUGUUGAACUUCUUAAGUACAGUAUUUUUUGGUGUCCUUAUGCUACGAACUGAACCUAUUUCAAGAAGCACUAAUAAAGAGAACUUCUUACCCCUUCUUGGAUAUGAGGUAUGCAUUGUUGCUUUUUUGUCAACUCUAUGGUAUUUUCUCGGAGGCUGGCUUGAUGGAAGUUGGGAGUUCAACCCAUCAUCUUGGUCUCAGGCAGUGUUUUGGGAUUGGAUGUUCACAUUUCCAUGGAUACCUGCACUUUAUACAGGCAUAUUCUCGACUGGGUUGUGCUUAUGGGUGGAGAUAGCUGCUGUGCGUGAUGUAUCAGCCACAGAAACAGCAAUAACUUAUGGCCUGGAGCCUGCUUGGGGUGCUGAUUUUGCAUGGUUUCUCCUUGGUGAAAGUUGGAGUGCCACUGGUUGGAUUGGAGCUGCCCUUGUGCUAUAG
Molecule: messenger RNA, 540 nt
Organism: Theobroma cacao (cacao)
Lineage: Eukaryota; Viridiplantae; Streptophyta; Magnoliopsida; Malvales; Malvaceae
Source: RefSeq, a predicted model, not a curated record